Molecule: messenger RNA, 828 nt
Organism: Drepanopeziza brunnea f. sp. 'multigermtubi' MB_m1
Lineage: Eukaryota; Fungi; Ascomycota; Leotiomycetes; Helotiales; Drepanopezizaceae
Source: RefSeq, a predicted model, not a curated record
AUGGCGUCCGAGAUGCACCACCAGCAGCAGCAGCAGCAAAGCCAGGACGAGAUGUCGAACCAGUACCCACAACACGCCUAUGACUUCAACCUCGAGUAUCCCCCGCCGCCGCCGGUCCAGAGCCAUAGCGCUCAGCUCCCGCUGAUGGCGGUACCGGGACACGAUCAUUGGGAGGGCACCAUGAGCCUUGACGCAACCGGGCAGACCGCUCCGGCGGGCGUGCAUCCAAGGAUAACGGCGACGAUCUGGAAGGACGAAGAUACAGUAUGUUUUCAGGUUGAUGUUGGUGGGAUAUGCGUUGCUAGGAGAGAGGGUCCGCCACUUGUUUCCUUCUCUGACCCCACGUCCCGAAUCUUGGGACAAAGUCCACAAUCCGUACGCGUUUGCGGAAAACUAACGAUGGUGGUAGAUAACCACAUGAUCAAUGGAACCAAGCUCUUGAACGUAGCUGGCAUGACUCGUGGCCGCCGAGACGGCAUCCUCAAAAGCGAGAAGCAGAAACACGUCGUGAAGAUUGGCCCGAUGCAUCUGAAAGGCGUUUGGAUCCCAUUCGAGCGCGCCCUCGAGCUCGCCAACAAAGAGAAAAUUACCACCGCGCUCUACCCGCUCUUCGUGCACAACAUCGGCGCCUUGCUAGCCCACCCUGUAAAUAGUGGCUAUCCCGCCGCAGACGUGGCCCAGAUCCCGCGCAACCAGGAGGCCAUUGCUUACCCACAGGGUAUGCAGAAUGUGAGAUCCGACAUGAUAGAUCCGCAGAUGAGAGGCUUGAGCUCCGUGCACGCGGAGAACGAGAAUGGACAGGGUGCGUAUGAGUAUGGUCACAUCUAG